CAGGUGAACAACAAUACUUCAAUUAUAAAUUUAUUUUUUUAUGUUAUUUCAGAUGUCUGAACCUGACCUUUAUGACUUCAUGAGAAGUCGCAAUAUUAAAGAUGAUAUUAUAAGAACAUUGAUAGAGGAAAAGAUAGAUUCCCAAACUAUCAUUCACAUGUCAGAAGAGGAAUUGACAAAGUUUGUGCCGCUGUAUGGGGAUCGCAAAGCAAUAAUAGCGUUUAGCAGGGACAGAAAAGACACGUCUUGUGAAAAGAAAAAGAAGACAAAGACGUCGUUAAUGAAAAAACUUCGGGCAAAAGUGAAUGCAAUAAAGGGAGGGGCCUCUUAUAGUAGUGGAGAUGAGGAUGAGGAUGAAAAAGAUGUACGUAGUUCUUUAAGUAAGAAACUGAAAGGCAACAAGAACGCAGAAAAAAAGAAACGUCUUGUGGAUCUAAGCUGUUUCCAUCAUGACGGUGAUGCAUAUCAUCAGAUACGAGGAAACAAGGGCGGUGGCCCUAAGUCGUUUGACAUGGAAAAAUUUGAUACGAUGGGACAAGUAUUAGACCUUGCCAAACAGCUGUAUUUUCCAAAUGGACACAACGCAAUGAGAGGUAAAAUCACAGAAUUUGAGAUAAAACUAACUGACACAUAUUUUCAAAACAUCGACUUACAGUCCACCGUGGAGUCCUGUUAUAAUCGUUUAAAGAUGAGAACAUUGAGGUUCAACUUCUGCACAGAAGGCACUACUAGUACAAUUGAGAGUGACGAGUUGCCACCUUUAUCACUUCCAAAGAAUAGGAAUGCAACAGCAUCUGCUCAGAGUGGAGUUAUUGAAGUAAUGGAAAUUAUUGACUUGCCUCCAACCUGUUUAAGCAAACCUGAAAAAUCAAAUGACAUUUUUGUCACUAAUGAUUUUUAUAAUGCAGAACUUCCGGAUAUCCAAACAAACUUUGAUAUUGCUGAUUUUACGUUCGACGGUGAUAUUGCAUUUGGUCCUAAUGUACGGGCAAGCAAUGUAAGCUUAGACUCGACAUUACCAUUAGAGAGUGGAAGUGGUGAUACUUUGGACAGACCAUUAGAAUUUGCGAAUGCUGGUAGAGUGGAGAGAAAAAUUAUUCGUAUACAUAGGGCUUCAGCUUUAAUGGAUAUGAUAAUUCAUUUUAAAGAUCCAAACAUCAUGACUGUAGACAUUGAUGCCAUCAUGGUAUUAGACAAUGGUAAGGAAGAAGCCGGAGAAGGAGAUGGUGUUUUCAGAGAUUGUAUAACCCAGUUUUGGGAUGAAUUCUAUGAACAAUGCACAGAGGGUCGUAUUUUCAAGGUACCUGUACUUGGGCAUGAUUUCCAAAAGGAGGAAUGGAAAGCUGUUAGUAGAAUAAUAAGAAAGGGUUUUGAAGUCAGUGGUUACUGA
This is a messenger RNA of Mytilus trossulus (common blue mussel), 1390 nucleotides long. RefSeq lists its product as uncharacterized. Bases 41 to 1390 code for a protein of 449 amino acids. The record is from RefSeq and is a predicted model, not a curated record. The transcript is spliced from 2 exons. NCBI's taxonomy places the organism in Eukaryota, Metazoa, Mollusca, Bivalvia, Mytilida, Mytilidae.